Hevea brasiliensis (rubber tree) is the source of this 4558-nucleotide messenger RNA. Its product is annotated as mediator of RNA polymerase II transcription subunit 33B. The transcript is spliced from 12 exons. Gene Ontology annotation, biological process: regulation of phenylpropanoid metabolic process. The record is from RefSeq and is a predicted model, not a curated record. Gene Ontology annotation, cellular component: mediator complex. Lineage: Eukaryota; Viridiplantae; Streptophyta; Magnoliopsida; Malpighiales; Euphorbiaceae. The coding region runs from base 221 to 4213 and encodes 1330 amino acids.
CCCAUCAGGUCAAAGAAACUUCUUCCAGACUUGGAUAACUAGAAACUGGUCAGUGGAAUUUUCUCAAAGUCUUUGUCUCCAACACACAAAUAGUGAAAGGAACAAGCUUUAUCUCCGUAAUCCGUGUCCAACACUUCUUCUCCUUCUUCUUUUUAUCCAUGAAUUCUUUUUCGUUCAUAUCCCCAAAUUUGGAAGCUCAUUAGAUUAUACGAGGAGAGGGAUGGCGGCGUUCCUGCAGCCGAUGCAACAGACUCUAUGGGACUCGGUCCUCCAACUCACUAAGUCGGCACAGGAUAAGAACAGUGACCCUCUGCUCUGGGCGAUUCAGCUCAGUUCCAGCCUCAACUCUGCCGGGGUCGUUUUACCGUCUACCGAGUUGGCCCAUCUGUUGGUCUCCUACAUCUGCUUCGAGAAUAGCGUGCCUAUCAUGUGGAAGUUCCUCGAGAAGGCAUUGACCGUCAAGAUCGCCGCUCCCAUGCUUGUCCUCGCUCUUCUCUCUACCAGAGUGGUUCCAAAUCGACAGCUUCACCCGGCUGCAUACAGGCUUUAUAUGGAACUCGUUAAGAGGCAUGCCUUUUCAUUCGCAUCUCAUGUCAGUGGGCCAAAUUAUCCAAAGAUUAUGAAAUCAGUUGAUGAGGUUCUUCAUCUUUCUCAUAUAUUUGGCCUUCAAGUGUUUGAACCAGGGCUGCUUCUGGUUGAAUAUGUCUUUUCAAUGGUGUGGCAGUUGCUUGAUGCAUCAUUGGAUGAUGAAGGUUUACUGGAUCUUACCUCAGAAAAGAAGUCUAAAUGGCCAACCAGCCUGCAAGAUUUGGAAAUAGAUGGUCAUGAAACUUUUGGUGGGAAGAGAAAUGAGCUUCACGAGGGGCUGCACAAAGCAAAUACUACAAUGGCUAUUGAACUAAUGGGAGAGUUUCUGCAGAACAAAGUAACUUCAAGGAUUCUCUACUUGGCACAACAAAACUUGCCUUCACACUGGCGGGGCUUUAUUCAGCGAGUGCGGCAGCUCACAGCAUAUUCAGCAGCCUUGAGGAAUUCAAAACAUAUAACUGCAGAGAUACUUCUGCAGCUGACAUCUGAUACACGACCACUUGUGUCUCAAGAGUGCAAAAAAAAAUCACAGCAAGACUUUCAAGCUGUCAUGUCUUCUGGAUCUCUGAUAUCUUCUGCUGGUCAAUGCCAUGGAGCUAGUUGGUCUGUGCUCUGGCUUCCAAUUGAUCUUUUUCUAGAAGAUGCUAUGGAUGGAUCACAAGUGGCAGCAAUCGGUGCUGUAGAAAAUCUUACAGGUUUGGUAAAAGCUCUGCAAGCAGUUAAUGGUACCACAUGGCAUGAUACUUUUCUAGGUCUCUGGAUUGCAGCUUUACGGCUUGUUCAAAGGGAAAGGGAACCCAGUGAGGGUCCUGUACCUCGAAUUGAUACCUGCUUGUGCAUGCUAUUGUCUAUUACGACACUGGCAGUGGCUAAUAUUAUUGAAGAAGAAGAAGGUGAACUGAUUGAUGAAACUGAACACAGCCCUACUGACCAAAUGAAAGAGAAACAAGGUCUGGGAAAAUGUCGCAGGGGUCUUAUUACUGCAUUACAAUUGCUAGGUGAUUAUGAUAGCUUGUUGACCCCACCUCAGUCUGUUACUUCAGUAGCCAAUCAAGCUGCUGCAAAAGCUACACUGUUUAUCUCGGGAGUGAACAGUAGUAAUAGCUAUUAUGAAAGCAUGAGCAUGAAUGACAUGCCUAUUAACUGUUCUGGAAACAUGAGGCACCUGAUUGUUGAGGCAUGCAUUGCAAGAAAUCUGUUAGACACAUCAGCAUAUUUUUGGGCAGGGUACGUGAAUGCACACUCCAACCAAAUACCUCGUGGCGUUCUUGGCCAAAUACCUGGGUGGUCAUCAUUGAUGAAGGGGUCACCUCUAACCCCCUCGAUGAUAAACAUUUUGGUGGCAACUCCUGCUUCAAGUUUACCAGAGAUCGAGAAAGUAUAUGAGAUUGCAGUCAGUGGCUCCAAUGAUGAGAAGAUAACUGCUGCUAACAUUCUUUGUGGAGCGUCUCUUCUUCGUGGUUGGAAUAUACAGGAACAUACCGUUCUUUUCAUUAUAAAAUUGCUGUCACCACCAGUUCCUGCUGAUUAUUCUGGAAGUGAGAGCUACUUGAUUGAUUAUGCUCCACUUUUGAAUGUUCUGCUUGUUGGAAUAUCAUCUGUGGAUUGUGUACAGAUUUUAUCCUUGCAUGGUUUGGCUCCACUACUAGCAGGUGCAUUGAUGCCCAUUUGCGAGGUCUUUGGUUCUAGUGUUCCCAAGGUCUCAAGCACUCUUCCAUCAGAGGACGAAAUCUCUUGUCAUGCAGUGUUCUCCAAUGCAUUCUCACUUUUGGUGAGAUUGUGGAGAUUUCAUUAUCCACCUCUUGAAAAUGUGAUGGGAGAUAAAACACCAGUGGGCUCCCAAGUGGGCCCUGAGUACCUCUUAUUGGUUCGGAACUCCCAAUUAGCUUCUUUUGGAACUUUGCCUAGGGAUCGCAUCAAAAUUAGAAGAUACUCAAAAAAUUUAAAUAUAUCUUUAGAUCCCAUAUUCAUGGAUUCUUUUCCACAAUUAAAACGCUGGUACUGGCAACAUAUAGAAUGUAUUGUUUCCACAUUUUCUGGUCUUGUACAUGGUACCCCUGUUCACCAGCUUGUUGAUGCACUCCUCAAUAUGAUGUUCAGAAGGAUAAACAGAAGUGUUCAAUCGCUGACUUCUACAACUUCUGGAAGUAGUAAUUCAUCUGGCCCUGGAGCUGAGGAAGCUUAUGUUGGACUUCAAGUACCUGCAUGGGAUAUCCUAGAAGCAACUCCAUUUGCACUUGAUGCAGCUCUAACAGCCUGUGCCCAUGGAAGAUUAUCCCCCCGUGAACUGGCUACAGGACUCAAAGAUCUUGCUGAUUUCCUACCUGCAUCUUUGGCCACCAUUGUCAGCUACCUUUCAGCUGAAGUUACACGGGGCAUAUGGAAGCCAGCUUUUAUGAAUGGAACUGAUUGGCCUAGCCCUGCUGCCAAUUUAGCCACUGUUGAGCAACAGAUAAAGAAAAUACUUUCUGCCACUGGUGUUGACAUCCCAAGCCUUCCUGUAGGGGGGAACUCUCCAGCUACACUUCCUUUGCCUUUAGCUGCCCUAGUAAGCCUCACAAUCACUUAUCGACUUGAUAAAGUGUCUGACCGGUUCCUCGUCCUGGUUGGCCCAGCCUUGAAUGCCCUUGCUGCUGGUUGCCCUUGGCCAUGCAUGCCCAUCAUAUCUGCCUUAUGGGCGCAGAAGGUAAAGCGUUGGAGUGACUUCCUUGUGUUCUCUGCUUCUGGCACUGUCUUCCACCACAAUGGUGAUGCUGUAGUUCAGCUACUGAAGAGUUGCUUCACUUCUACUCUUGGUUUCAGCCCCCCUCACAUUUCUAGUAAUGGAGGUGUUGGUGCCCUUCUAGGCCAUGGCUUUGGCUCUCACUUAUCUGGUGGGAUCUCGGCUGUUGCCCCUGGAAUUCUCUACUUACGAGUGCAUCGAUCUAUCAGAGAUGUCAUGUUCAUGACAGAAAAAAUUCUCUCUAUUCUAAUGCAUUCUGUUGAAGAUAUUGCAAACAGUGGGUUACCUAGAGAGACCGUGGAGAAAUUAAAGAGGGCGAAGUAUGGGAUGAGAUAUGGUCAAGUUUCUCUUGCUGCAGCAAUGAUGCGUGUCAAGCUUGCAGCAUCACUUGGAGCUUCUUUAGUUUGGAUAUCAGGUGGGUUGAGUUUGGUUCAAUCUUUAAUCCAAGAAACUUUACCCUCUUGGUUUAUAUCAGCCCAUGGGUCAGAGCAGGAAGGUGGAGAAUCUGGAGGUGUAGUUAAUAUGCUUGGAGGUUAUGCACUUGCAUUCCUUGUGAUGCUUUGUGGGACAUUUGCAUGGGGUGUGGACUCACAAUCACCGCCAUCAAAACGACGGCCAAAGGUCCUUGGGUCUCACUUAGAAUUUCUUGCAAGUGCACUAGAUGGGAAAAUAUCGCUUGGUUGUGAUUGGGCCACUGCACGAGCAUAUGUAUCUGGGUUUUUGAGCUUGAUGGUGACUUGCACACCAACAUGGGUGCGUGAGGUUAAUGUUGAUUUAUUGAAGAGGCUGAGCAAGGGAUUGAGGCAAUGGAACGAGGAAGAACUGGCUGUGGCCUUGCUGGGACUUGGUGGGGUUGGUGCAAUGGGUGCGGCUGCUGAACUUAUCAUUGAAACUGGGUUAUAAUCCCUAUUAUCAGAUGAGAAAAUCCUUGGUUAUAAUUUUCUGUGAUGGAAUCAUAGCUCAUGUAAAUUGAAAUGUAGUUUGUAUAAGCAAAUAGGAUUUAUAUUUCUGUAGAUGACGGUUAAAUUUCACUUUGUUGGAUUCUCGAGGUUCCGGGCUUGUGCCAACAAAACGUUGCACAAGGUGACGGUAACAGGGAUGACUACUUUUUUCAACAAUUAUGUGGCCUUUGGAUUUGGUGAACUUGGCAAAGUUAACGGUCAGGUAUCUCUCAGGUCUUAACCAUGUAUCCUAUGGUAACUGUUAUUGCACGGUUUAUGAACUGAUUGGUUCGUGGUCUUAGUGUUA